GUGUGCUCGCUGUGCCUUUAAGGUCUGUCAGUUUCUGUUUCGUUCCGCGGGUCCGCCAUCAUGGAGCCGCAACCCGACAGCCUGGAGGGCUGGGUGGCCGUGCGGGACACCGCCUUCAGCGAGCCCCAGCCGCCGCCGCGGCUCCGCUUCCUCGUGGCCUGGAACGGCGUGGAGGGCGCUUUCGCCGUGACCUGCCACGGCCGGGCGGAGGCGGCGGCUCAGGAGCCGCAGAGCUGGGCCGGUCUCUUCUCGGCGUCGGCCCUGCGCGGCAUCCACCAGCAGCUCUCAGCCGUCUGUCCGCGCCUGGAACACGCAUUCCCCGCGCUGCCGUCCACACUGCCCGGCGUCGCCACCGGCGGGCUCUGGGCUGUUCUGUUUCCCGGCGGCACGGUGCCGAGCGAGGCUGAGGUGCAGGAGCUGUGCCGGGAGCUGGAGCUCUAUCUGGGUUGGGCCUUGGAGCUCUGCGGCGGCCGUGUGGUACUGGACACCCUCUUCGCCGCCGACCGCCACCGCGACGAUGAGUAUUUCGAGAGUCUCCACGAGCUCCACGCGAAGGCCCUGCGCGGCCACCUGGCCCGGGCCAAGGAGGCCCUGAGGCGGAUUCUUCAGCAGCAUAAAAGUGCUGACACAAUGGUCGCUUUGAUGAAGGUUUAUGAAGAAGAAGACGAAGCUUAUCAGGAUUUGGUCACCAUGGCAACACAAUUCUACCAGUAUUUACUGCAGCCCUUCAGAGAUAUGCGAGAGCUGGCGACACUGUACAAACUGGAAAUCCUGAAAUCUUUGCAGUAUGAUAAUUUGGGGCCUAGAAGAGUAGAAGCUUUGCAGAAAGAUGCUGAAGUAUGGACUAAGCGAGCUGAGAAUGCUGUGUGCUCCAUUCAAGAUAUCACUGUGAACUACUUCAAGGAAACUUCAAAGGCUCUGACAGGAAUGCACAAACAGAUGGAACAAGAUCAAGAAAGAUUUGGUAAAGCCACCUGGGCAUCAGCUUUGCCACGACUAGAAAACCUGAAAUGUAUGUUAGCUAAAGAAACUCUUCAGCAUCUGAGGGCUAGAGAGUUGUGCCUGAAACACAAGAAAGCUGGCAUUCAGAAAAACAUGGAGAACCUCAGUGAACAAGAAGAGAACUUAACUGUAGUGGAGGAGCUGGAAGUACAGUAUUAUGAAGUGCAGCUGGAAUUAUAUAAUGUACAGCUUGAAAUAUUGAAACAUGAAGAGAUGCUGCUUAUUGUACAGACGGACACUUUAAGGAGACAGAUUCAAGAGAAACAGGAUGAAGUUGUUUACUAUGAUACAUGUGAAAAUCCUGAGGAGCUCAAGGUCAUUGAACAGACAAUGGGACAACAUUACGCUAACUUGUCAGAAAUGAUGAUGCUGAGGCAGAAGACUAAGCAGUUGGAGACAAAGCGUGGGACUGUCUGUGCGAGGAGAGCCUACCUCAGGAACAAAAAAGAUCAAUGUGAAAUAAACCAUCAGCAGAGAUUGCAACAGGCAGAAGAGAGCAAAAAACGCUUCCAGCAGCAUCACAGCAUACAGAUAAAGAGAGACAAGCAAAAAGAAGAGGAGAAAAAGAAAAAAGCAUGGAUAAGCCAGGAACGUCAGAAAACACUGGAGAGGCUGAAAGCAUUCAGGGAGAAGCGUCCAGCUCAUGUUGUUCUGAAAACAUCUCGUCCUCUGCCUCUCAGUCCCAAGUUGCCACAAAGCAUCACUCAACAGGUUGCAGUACGGUCCCCUCCACCUUUGUUGAGAGCAAGGGCAGCUCUAGAGCAGCCAAAGAGUAUACUGCUAGUAGAAGCCCAGGAAUCAAAAGCUUUGCAACAAAAUACCCCAGCAGAUACCCCUGUCCAGAUUCUUGUUACUUGUGGUGACACAGAGGAGCAGAAGCACAGUGAGGGAUUGAUGGACUCUCCAUCCUCAUCACCACCACCUCCUCCAUCCCCCCCUCCUCCCCCACCUCCCCUACCUCCCCCACCUCCUCCCUUACCUUUCCAACCCCAUCUUCCCCCUCCUCCCCCCCCACCUCUUCAGUUAAAGACACCAUCAGCAACAGAGGAUAAGCCACUUCCUCUCAGCUCCAAUAACCCCAGUGCACUGCACAGACAGGAUGACUCAUCUGGAAGGUCUAUAAAUGAUUGCAUAGGUUCCAUGGAUGAGGUUUUGGCUUCUCUAAAACGCGGUGAAGUUCAUCUUCGCAAAGUGGAACAGUCUGAUCCGUAUGCCUCUGUGAAGGACAACAUCCUCUCUGCUAUAAGGCAGGGAGUUAAACUGAGAAAAGUGAAUCGACAUACUGAGAAAGAUGUCAGUAAAGGACCCCCUAAUGAUUUUGAGAGAAGCAUUAAGGCAGCCAUCCAGAGAAUUAAGAAAGUGUCUGCUGAUUCUGAAGAAGAAGAGAACAAUGAUCAGUAUAAUGGAGAAUGGGACAGCUAGCCAGUUCAGUGAGAUAGACUUAGUGACUGGAACAGAGUGUGUGUCUCAUUUUGCACAUUGUAGAAGACUGUCUCUUUCAAAAUGGAAGAACAGUGUGGUUGUGUGAGUGCUCUUUUCAUAGUCCAAAAUGUCUAGUAAAGUAAAAGAAUCCUAUUGAAUUUCUAUAGGACCUGCAGAUUCUUACUUUUGCAUGAGAAAUCGUACUCCAAAUUGUGCUUGCAUUAAUAGAUAUUUCUGGCUCAACCGUGUAGGGUUUUCACUUCAGCUAUCUGACGAUCAGCUGAAAUGUUGGAUUGAAAUGUACAUUGUUACCGCACAAUAGGUAAUGCCAUUACAACAAAGUUUGAAGAGUGAUAACUUAAAGUCUACUUUGUCAGAUGGAAGCAGAACCAAAUCUGUGGUGACAGAGGCAGAUCAGAAAACUUUACAUAAUCUGGAACCUCGUAUUCCUACCUCCAUUGUCCAGAAAAUUCUUUAACAUUUUGUUUGUCUAAUACAGCUCACUCCCAAAUAAUCCAUGGAUAGUCAAUUUAUCAUUUUGUUAUAAAGAGUGUGUUCAUGAAUGGGCUUGAUAAUGCUGAAUAGGAAAAUUAGUAUGAAGUUUGAAACUAUUGUAGUAAUUACUGAACAGUUUACUUUCUAGCUGGACAUUUAAAUACAGAAUAUUUUUAAAUGCUAGAUGUUUUUUCUACAUCUAGAAGGAACCGUUGGCAGGAAAGAGACAAAAUAUUGUGUAUAAUAUUUUCUGGGAUCUAGCCCUGUAGCCCAGAGCUGCAUUUCUCCACUGCGCACAUCAAUACAUGAAUUUGUACUCUCAUGAAUUUAAAUUACCUGAUAGCCUUAUAAAUGUCAGGGAUGUGCAUUGUGCCUGUGACCUGACUAUUUAAAAAUUCACCUACGUUCAAUUUAGAGACUGUUUCUGGGUGGAUAGUGAUAAAGAAAGAUUCAGUUUCUUUUGGAGUUCAUACUGACCCUUAAUAAACAUAUAUCCUGAUGGAAGGAGUGGAUUCAGUGUGCUGUCAUUUUAGGAUGCAGCUGUGAACUAAGCACUUAGCCCGUGGUAUUCUGGGUUUUGAUAGCAAGUGGCAGCUACACAGCAACUGUGCUUUCUCACUAAUGGUUUAUGUAAAUGCCCUUAUUUUCUCAAAUAUUUAUGAAUUGUAAUUUGGUAACAAAAUUGCAAAUCCAGUGCUUUAAUUCCCUGUUUUACUAUAGAAUAGCAAAUCUGUUUAAU
This is a messenger RNA of Melopsittacus undulatus (budgerigar), 3658 nucleotides long. RefSeq names its product WASP homolog associated with actin, golgi membranes and microtubules (gene WHAMM). The transcript is spliced from 11 exons. Gene Ontology annotation, cellular component: cytoplasm; endoplasmic reticulum-Golgi intermediate compartment membrane. Lineage: Eukaryota; Metazoa; Chordata; Aves; Psittaciformes; Psittaculidae. The record is from RefSeq and is a predicted model, not a curated record. Gene Ontology annotation, molecular function: Arp2/3 complex binding; actin binding. Gene Ontology annotation, biological process: Arp2/3 complex-mediated actin nucleation; endoplasmic reticulum to Golgi vesicle-mediated transport. Bases 61 to 2424 code for a protein of 787 amino acids.